GGCGCUGCUUGCUUAUGGACAAGCCAGUCACGCUCGAGCCGGUCGCUGUGGUCGACAAGAAGGCCGAGAAGGAGCGCAAGAAGGCCGAUCUCGCCGCCAAGCGCGCCGCGAAAAAGGCGGGGAAGGAGGCGGCGGCAGGCCAGGUGGAUGUGGCGUCGCUCUCGCUCGGCGACGUGUCUACGCCCGGAUCCUCCGCGAAGCUGACCUCGGAGCAGCGCCGCGUCGCCGCCAACCGUGCCGUCACCGGCGUCCUCGCCUCUAUGCCGGCGGCACGCGACAUCAAGUUUGCAUCCUUCUCCGUGUCGGUCGGCGGGCGGCAGCUGGUCGCCGACUCAAACCUCGAGCUGACGCAGGGGUGCCGCUACGGCCUGCUUGGCGACAACGGCUCCGGCAAGUCCAACGUGCUGGCCGCUGUCGCACAGCGCGAGGUGCCGCUGCCGGAGCACGUCUCGGUCUACCACUUGCACGAGGAGGCUCCUCCGACCGAGUUGAGCGGCGUCGAGGCCGUCAUUGAGCAUGUCCGCGCCGAGGUCGAGCGGCUCGAGGCCAUGUCGGAGGCGAUCCUCGAGGCGGUCGGGCCAGAGGACGAGAGGCUCGAGGCGAUCAACGACCGGCUAAGCGAGCUCGACCCGACCGGCUCGGAGCCGCGCGCGCGAAAGAUCCUGUCGGGUCUCGGGUUUGCGGACCACCUCGUCCCGAUGGACAGGCCGACCAAGCACAUGUCUGGCGGCUGGCGGAUGCGCGUCGCGCUCGCCCAGGCGCUCUUCGCUGCGCCAGAGCUGCUGCUGCUGGACGAGCCGACCAACCACCUCGACCUGGAGGCGUGCGUCUGGCUCGAGGAGCACCUCGCCUCGUACCCGAAGUGCCUCCUCCUCGUCUCGCACAGCCAGGACUUUCUGAACGCCGUCUGCACGCACACGCUCUGGCUGAGCGGCCGGCUGCUGCGGCUGUACGGAGGAAACUACGCCAAGUUCGUGCAGACGGUGGAGGAGGAGGAGAGGCUGCAGCUCAAGGUGUACGAGAAACAGCAGGCCGACAUCGACAAGCUCUCCGACUUUGUGCGCGUCAACAAGGCGAACGGCGUCGCCUCCUCCGCAAAGUCGAAGAAGAAGGUGCUCGAGAAGCUCGAGACGGGCGCGGUCGAGAAGCCGAAGCUGCGCGAGCCCUCCCUCACUUUCUCCUUCCCCGAGUGCUCGCGAUUGGCGCCGCCCGUCCUCCCCUUUGACGACGUCUCCUUCGCGUACCCUGGCAGCGAGCCGCUGUACGAGGCGCUCAACUUCGGCGUCGACUGCGACAGCCGCAUCGCGCUGGUCGGUCCAAACGGCUGCGGCAAGUCGACGCUGCUCAAGCUCAUGUCGGGUGAGCUGAGCCCGACGGAGGGGUCCGUCAAGAAGCACCAGCAUUGCUCCCUCGGCCUCUACCAUCAGCACUCGACCGACGUGCUCGACCUCGACAUGGCGCCGCUGCCCUUCCUGCGGAAGGUCUUCCCGCCCUCCGUGGUCAAGCACACCGAGGAGUGGUGGCGCGGCUACCUUGCCACGUUUGGCUUCUCGCCGGAGCAGCAGCAGAGCCCGAUGGGCAUGCUCUCCCACGGACAGCGCUCGCGGAUCGUCUUUGCGAUGCUCGCGAUGAAGGACCACACGGUGCUGCUGCUCGACGAGCCGACCAACCACCUCGACGUGGACGCAGUCGACGGCCUCGCCGCCGCCAUCAAGGCUUUUGGCGGAGGCGUGGUGCUCGUGUCGCACGAUUUUCGGCUCAUCGACCAGGUGGCGGACGAGAUCUGGCUGUGCGAGGACCGCGGCGUGCGGCGGCUGGAGGGUUCCAUCCACGAGUACAAGAAGGCGCUCGCCAAGAAGAUGAGCAAGCACAAGGUGGGGCUGAGGUGA
Messenger RNA from Emiliania huxleyi CCMP1516, 1889 nucleotides. Its product is annotated as ABC transporter protein. Gene Ontology annotation, molecular function: ATP binding; ATP hydrolysis activity. The coding region runs from base 15 to 1889 and encodes 624 amino acids. NCBI's taxonomy places the organism in Eukaryota, Haptophyta, Isochrysidales, Noelaerhabdaceae. The transcript is spliced from 2 exons. The record is from RefSeq and is a predicted model, not a curated record.